Messenger RNA from Funneliformis mosseae, 418 nucleotides. NCBI's taxonomy places the organism in Eukaryota, Fungi, Glomeromycota, Glomeromycetes, Glomerales, Glomeraceae. The record is from the annotation of a GenBank genome assembly.
AUGCCAAAACAUGCGUCUAUUCUUGCUAACUGGAUUCAAAGAAAAGAUUCUUAUGCAAGAACUCCAAAGGAUACAUAUAAAUUUAGCCUUAUCUACCGUGGAAGUAUUGAUGGCUAUAAUACUAAUAUUAUACGUAGCAAGUGUCAUAGAUACAGAAAGAGCGAUUGUGUUUUGAUCAUUAAAACUAACAAGAAUGAUUCGAUAAUUGGUGGUUAUAAUCCACUUGGUUGGAGAUAUAAUAAAGAUAUUAAUGGUGAUAGAAAUGAUUUGAAUGAUUUUAAGAUUAGUCGAGUUGUAAAUGAAGAUCGUGCAAUUUGCGAAAGUAAAUAUCAUAAUAUACCACUAAAUUUUGGCAAUAGUGAUUUGGUUAUCUAUUAUAAAUCUGGAAAAAUCGUAAUAUUAGUAGCAAAUAAUUUAG